CAGGAUCUAUUGCCUCUGGAGGGCAGUAUAUGUUCCAUGUUCAUCAUUUCUGUUUCUUCCCUUUUAGUCAAGGAAACCUCCUCAAAGACAGAAAUGUGUUGUCCAUAGCUGGAUCAGAGGUCCCUAUCCAUAUCUUUUUAAAGCUUCACUGUCAACUGAAGCAGAGCUGAUGACGUCUCCCACUCUGUAGAUGUCAUGACAACCAAUGGUCUGUGGUAAAAUAACACUCAGAUAUUAACUACAGACUACAAACAGGGGGCACUCCAUGAUCUGCCUCUAUCAUGACACCCAGUGGUAAGGUUUGGACUUGAAGAUUAAGCUUAAAAUGGAUGUGGAUGUGAAUGUGAAUGUAUGUGAGAGUUAUCCGCCUCAGUCAAACUAACAGUGGAGAAUGGAGAUAGAAGACACAUCCAAUGACUUACUAAUGCUCAUUUGAUGGAGGGUGCUCAAAGUCACACAUUUUUUUGUGAUUAUAUUUUUAAGUUCUGCCCAUCUAGCAAAUUUUCUCGAGCAUGACUGGUGUUUAUUGUUUCUCCGUUACAGUCAGUCAGUUACAAUGGAAGUUUCUAGAAAGACAAAUUCACAGUGAUACAGUUUCCCCCCAAAAUGAGCUCCUAAUUAUUCUUCAUACAUCACACGUUUACAUAAAUAUUCAGAACCUAAAACGGUCUUCACUGAGAGGAAAAAAAAUAAUGAGUCAAAACCAUAAUUCAACACCUUUGCUCUGUUGGCAUCCAACAUCAAACACUGACAAGUAAAACCUGAUACUAACACAGUAGUGGCCAAAGCCUGAAAAACAUCUUUAUCAAGAUGAACUGGAAUAGAAGCUUGAUAAUGGAUUAUUGUGUUCACUUUACUGACUGUAGCUACUUAUGGUGUUGGUAUUUUGUUUAAUUCACAGUGGUUAUCCCAUGUUUGUUGGCAGUGUACUGCCUGGACUCAGUCAGAAGCAAAGUCUGGCCUGUUGUACGUUCACUUUAAAAGAUUGACCGAAUAAUGUAGUGGCCCUGUUUUCCCCAAUGAUGAGUAAUAAUCAAUGAGUUUAUCCAGAGCAAACAUAAUCUGCCGGGACUAACUGCGCUCCACAGGGAUGUUUUUUUUUUUAUUCCAAGUAUCAGAAAGAUAAGUUGACCUUCAACACAUCAACAGCAGCUUUACAAAAAACGAAAGUAUCUGCACGCUGACACUUAUCAACAGAAUCACAGCGAUUACAUGUGUCUGCCUGUUACACAAGAAACGAGGAGGGAGAAAACUCAUCUGAAAAGUGAGCCAUGGCGGCUGAUCUGGACAUGGUGAACUUGUUCAUCAUUGCGGGGGGAACACUGGCUAUUCCCAUCCUGGCCUUUGUUGCUUCCUUCCUCCUCUGGCCCUCUGCACUCAUUAAAGUGUAUUACUGGUACUGGAGGAGGACUCUAGGCCUACAGGUGCGCUAUGCAGACUGCGGUGGUUAUCGCUUUUGUUACGCCUACAGAGGAAAGCCUGGGAUGAGACCCUCCAUUUUGAUGCUGCAUGGCUUCUCUGCUCACAAAGACACAUGGCUCACUGUUGUCAAGUAUCUACCAAAACAUCUGCACAUUGUGUGUGUGGACAUGCCUGGUCAUGAGGGAACAACACGCACCAACACAGAGGAUUACUCUAUUCAGGGGCAGGUCAGAAGGAUCCAUCAGUUUGUGGAAACCAUUCGUUUAAACAGGAAACCUUUCCAUGUGGUUGGAACCUCCAUGGGGGGAAAUGUAGCUGGGGUUUACGCAGCCUGCUACCCUUCAGAGAUCUGUAGCAUGACUCUCAUUUGUCCAGACGGUAUAAGACACCCAUGUGAGACCAAAUUUGACAAUCAUCUGCAGGACCUGAAGCACAGCAAUUACACAUUAAACAUACCACUGAUCCCUACUACACCAGAGGAGAUGGAGGACAUGUUCAGACUUUGUUCUCAUGUUCGCUUUAAAAUCCCUCAGCAGAUUCUGCAAGGACUGGUAGAUGUUCGGCAGCCUCACAACACAUUUUAUGAAGAAGUAUUUAUGGAGAUUGUUGGUGAGACAUCAAGAUAUGCCUUACAGGAGCACUUACAUCUGAUCACUGCACCUUUACAAGUGAUUUGGGGCAAAAAAGACCAGGUGGUGGAUGCCUCUGGAGCUACAGUCAUUGCAGAGCUGGUCCCUGGAUGCAGAGUGGACCUGCUGGAGAAUUGUGGACACUCUGUGGUGAUGGAGAGGCCUUGUCGGACAGCCAAACUCAUCCUGGAGUUCAUCAUCUUGCAGCAAGAUGCCAGGGGUGGCACAAAGAAAUCUUCCUGAACUAGCUAGACGUGUAAUAAUCUCUUUCCACUGCAAUGCUUCACAUGUCCCUUGUACGUGACAUGCAUAUUUAAACAGAUGUAGGCCUAUAGCUUCAAAAAAUGGACAGAAAGCAAUGUUUAUAGUGUUCUACAUUUCUUAGAAAAUGUAACGCAUUUAAUUUGUAAUAUAAACUGCAUCAUGAUAAUAAAAGUCCCGUGCAUUUACCUAUG
Molecule: messenger RNA, 2506 nt
Organism: Perca fluviatilis (European perch)
Lineage: Eukaryota; Metazoa; Chordata; Actinopteri; Perciformes; Percidae
Gene: abhd6b
Product: abhydrolase domain containing 6, acylglycerol lipase b
Exons: 9
Coding region: 1272-2294 (340 amino acids)
Source: RefSeq, a predicted model, not a curated record